This is a messenger RNA of Momordica charantia (bitter melon), 1809 nucleotides long. RefSeq names its product 7-deoxyloganetic acid glucosyltransferase-like. Gene Ontology annotation, molecular function: quercetin 7-O-glucosyltransferase activity; quercetin 3-O-glucosyltransferase activity. NCBI's taxonomy places the organism in Eukaryota, Viridiplantae, Streptophyta, Magnoliopsida, Cucurbitales, Cucurbitaceae. The record is from RefSeq and is a predicted model, not a curated record.
CAAUGGAACUCGUAAACACAUGAACAUUGUCUACGAAAAUAUCUUAUCAUUAGUACAAAACAACUUUCCGGGAGAAAGCUGAGGACAACAUGGAGAGAGAAGAAACAGAGCCUCAUGUCCUGAUUUUCCCCUUCCCAGCCUUAGGCCAUGUGAAUCCAAUGCUCAAACUCGCCGAACUUCUUUCCCUCUCCGGCCUCCGAAUCACCUUCCUCAACAUCCACCGCCUUCACCAAAACCUCAUUCUCCACACAAAUCUCCAAUCUCGUUUCUCUCGCUUUCCCCGAUUCCAAUUCCGCAUCAUCACCGACGGCCUUCCAGAAGCCUUCAAUGGCGGCUUACAAAAGUUGUCUGAGUUGACUCGGAGCAUGGAAACCGUAACCAAGCCCCUUCUCCGGCAGAUGCUGCUCUCGGGUCAACUGGGUCCGACUCCGACCUGCAUAAUUCUCGAUGGGUUCUGCAGUUUCAUCGUUGAUUUCGACGCUGAACCUAAGAUCCCCGUUUUCUGUCUCUGCACCGGCAGUGCCUGUUCUUUCUUGACUUAUUCAUCUAUUCCGGGGCUAAUUAAAGAUGGGCAGCUCCCGAUUAAAGGGGAAGAAGAUAUGGACAGGAUGAUCGAAGGCGUGGAUGGGAUGGAAAAUCUUCUCCGGUGCAGAGAUCUUCCGAGAUUCACGCGAGCAGGGGACCAAGCCGAUUGGAUUCUUCAAUACAGUGCGAGCCAGACCAUACGAAGCUCUGAAGCUCACGCUCUCAUAUUGAACACAUUCGAAGAAUUAGAAGGGCCGAUUCUGUCGUGUCUUCGGAGGCGGUGCUCCAAUAUCUACCCAAUCGGGCCUCUCCAUGCCCACCUGAAAUCCAGACUUUCCGGUGAAUCUGCGCCGGAAUCGGAGUCUUCCAACGGCGUUUGGGAGGUGGAUCGGAGCUGCCUGGCGUGGCUCGACGCUCAGCCGCCAAGAUCCGUCGUCUACGUUAGCUUUGGAAGUGUUACGGUCGUGGGAAAUCACGAGUUCAUGGAGUUCUGGCACGGAUUGGUGAAGAGCGGGAGGAGAUUCCUGUGGGUGGUACGGCCCAAUUUGGUGGCCGGAAAAGAUGGGGAGAGUGGGAUUCCGGCGGAGUUGGAGGAGGGUACGAAGGAGAGAGGGUAUAUGGUGGGGUGGGCGCCGCAACAGGAAGUGCUUUCCCACGAAGCAGUUGGAGGGUUUUUGACCCAUUGUGGAUGGAACUCGACGUUGGAGAGCAUAGCGGCGGGCGUGCCGAUGAUCUGCUGGCCGCAGUUCGCAGACCAGCAGACGAAUAGUCGCUAUGUGAGCGAGGUGUGGAAGAUUGGGCUGCACAUGAAGGAUAUGUGCCGCAGAGAAACAGUUGCCAAGAUGGUGAAUGAUCUGAUGCAAAAUAGGACAGAAGAAUUGAUGGGAUUUGUGAGUGAGACUGCAAAAUUGGCUGCAAUAAGCGUGGGAGAAGGUGGGUCGUCUUCCUGUAAUUUGGAGCGUAUGAUCAAUGACAUUAGAUUGCUGAAUCGAGGGUGGAGAAUUAGUGCAAAUGUGUGAUAGUUUAUUUGUUAAUGUUUUCAUAUUUUUAUGAAUUAUGCUUAGUAGUUAAUUUAAUGGGUGGUAAUUAACUAACUAGUAGAUGACUGGAUGUGUAUGCAGGGAGAAUUUGUAGGUUGGUGGCUUAGUGCAGGUGUGGUGUUGGUUUAGAGAGAAUUUGAUGGGUAGUAGGUUAGUGGUCCGUUGUUUACUUUUCCUAUAAAUAUUUGUAACAAUUCUCAAUUGAGUGAAUAGAAGCUCUACCUUUUGUACACUUUUUCAAUUA